AUGAGUUCACCUCCAGUUACAGGCAGUGGCGGUGGUUCUCGCCGAGCACGUUAUUCACGUUCACCAUCAAAUAGUGUGCCGCCAUCGAAACGUUCUAAGCCGUCAAGUUCAGCUGAUGGUGGAAGUAACUCCGAGCAGCAUCGACUUUACACAUCGAUUUGUGUAAAAAAUGUCAAUCCAAAAAUUCCCGAUCUCGAGGUUCGUGAAUUGUGUAGUAAAAAAUUUUCUAAAUAUGGUACAAACUCGGUGAAGAUCUAUUAUAAAAAUCAAGAACGUGUUGCUUUUGUUAAUUUUACUAAUUGUGAAGAUGCACGUAAAGCACGUCAUGCAAAAACUGGUCUCAUAUGGGAGAAUAUUCAAGUUGUACUCGAACCUGUUUAUUAUCGUCGAACUGUUCCAGCCGAGCAACCACUUAAUCCUGGUAGUCCACGUGAACGUUCUCCACCCUCUCCAAAACGUCGUCCGCGUCGUCCAUCACCAAGUCCUCCACCACCACCGCCGCCACCACCUAGUUCUCGUGGUCGACAUCAUCAUACAUCUUCACCACCACGCUCCCGUCGACAUUAUUCACCUUAUAUUCCAUUGCCACCUGAUUUAGCUGAUUAUGCUACAACGAAAGCAGGUCGAAAUCGACAAGGUUCAUCGCCGUCACCACCUCGUGAACAACAUCGACGACGUAGUCGUAGCCGAUCAAUGUCAACAUCACCGGUUGCAUAUAAAACAACACGAGGAAAAUAUGAAGAUUUUUCAGCGGCUCGUGCCGAAUCCAAUGUGCAACAUGAACCAACGCGUACAUUAUUCGUUGGCAAUCUCGAACGAGACGUAAGAGAAUCGAAAUUAAAAGAAGUUUUCGGCCGAUAUGGAACAAUUGAAGAAAUUGAUCUUAAAGUUCCACAGUCAUCAUCCAAACGAGCAUAUGCUUUUAUUCAAUAUGAAAAUAUGGACAUGGCAUACGAAGCAAGACGUGCCAUGGAUGGCCAUUUUAUUGGCAAAGCUGAUUGCAAAAUUGGAUAUGGCAAAAUCGUACCAACGAAUUGUCUUUGGGUAGGCAACAUACACAUAGAUAUAAAACGACGAGAGCUUGAACAAGCAUUUGCCCGUUAUGGAAAAAUAAAAUCAUUUGAUUUUGCAACUGGCGAUCCAAUAGCUAUUGUUUCUUAUGAUGAAAUUGAAGAUGCAAUUAAAGCACGCGCUAAAAUGACUGGUGUUACAGAAAUAGUUGAUGGUCAUAAAGUUCGAACUGAAUCUGGCCAAUCGGAUUCAUCACGUCGUCCCGGUCUUCGUAUUGAUUAUCUUGAUCGACCAACAGCACGACGUUUCGUCAUCGUACGUCCACAAGAUAAUACAACCAAACGUCGUACAUCUCGAUCAUCAUCAGCGUCGUCAGCUUCAUCGGCACGAUCAUCAAAAGAACGUGUACGUUCAGUUUCGAAUGAUGAUCAACGAGAAGUUGUGAAUAGUAAAAAUGCUAAACGACAAUCAAGCUCACGUUCACCAUCACCAAUAAAGAAAAGACGAACUCCAACUCCACCGCCUGUCGUUGAUCACCAUUUCUAUGGUCCAUUUGGAUCAUAUUUAUCAUCCGAUGACACAACAAAUGUUAACAACAUUAGUGAUUUAAUGGCGCUCUAUGAAAAAAUCAAUUUAUCAUUAAAGUCAAAUACACAUCUAUCGACAAUUUACCCUGUUCAAUUUAUACUUAAAUCGCAUGCAUACGAUGCACGCAUGUAUUUUCUUGCUGGCAAUUCAAAUCUUGCUAAAGCUGUUCUUGGUCAACCAGGUGAUUAUAAAGAUAAGAAAACUGAAUUGAAGGUAACACAACGUCUUCGUCUGGAUCAACAUAAAUUUGAAGAGCUCGACGGAAAACUUCGUGACAAUGUUACCGACGCAUUAUCAAAGGCAAAUGUCAAUGGACAAUCAUCGCCUAAUAAUGAUAGAAAACAAAUUAAUCCUGCCAAUCGAACGAGAUUCGCUAUAUUAAUAACAUCGUCGAAAACACAAAAUUCAAAUGAAAAUUCGCAACGCAAAUCUAAUGGACGCGCCAAUUCACCGACUCAUCCAUCAUCAUCGGAUGAAACUGAUGAUCGAUCGCAAUUGAAAAAACCUAUCGAUGAUGAUGAUGAUGAGUCAUCGCUUUCUCGUCUAAUAUCGUAUCUUGCCGUGAAAGAAGCAGCUGGUGUAAUAACAAUGCCGUUUAAUCCAAGUACAAGCAAAGAUUAUGACAAUUCAAAAGGUCAAGACAGCGCAACGUUAAAUAUCUAUCCUACAUGUCAAUUUAGUAAAAAAGUUUUAAGAGUUAUUUGUCCAUCAAUCGGCUUUUCGAAUGGCCCACGCACACCACCAUCGCGUCCAACAACAUUGAUUAAUGAUGAACAUCUUAUGGUUGUUAUCCAACAGAACGAUUAA
Rotaria socialis is the source of this 2406-nucleotide messenger RNA. NCBI's taxonomy places the organism in Eukaryota, Metazoa, Rotifera, Eurotatoria, Philodinida, Philodinidae. The record is from the annotation of a GenBank genome assembly.